This is a messenger RNA of Grammomys surdaster, 5819 nucleotides long. It is a transcript of the gene Kdm2b, whose product is annotated as lysine demethylase 2B. Gene Ontology annotation, biological process: protein demethylation; regulation of transcription by RNA polymerase II. Bases 416 to 4738 code for a protein of 1440 amino acids. The record is from RefSeq and is a predicted model, not a curated record. NCBI's taxonomy places the organism in Eukaryota, Metazoa, Chordata, Mammalia, Rodentia, Muridae. The transcript is spliced from 23 exons. Gene Ontology annotation, molecular function: histone demethylase activity; protein binding; transcription coregulator activity.
ACUCGUGACCCAACAACAAAACAGCGAUGCCAAGGCGCUAACGGCGCCCGGUGCGUCCCAAGCUCCCUUCUGGCCCCACACCUCCUACGGCUGCGGUCCCCGACACCCCCCACCCGAGCCCCCCUUCUCCCCAACUAGCCUAGCCGCAAGCUCCGAGCGCGAUCGGCAACAAUGUUUACGUUCCGGGGAUUAUGACGUCGACGCCUCCCCCCCCACAACUGCUGAAAAUGGUUUCCUAGGACUUUGCAAACGGAUCUGCUUAAGUGUUGGUGCAAAACUUUGUAGAUAUCGGCUCUGGCUUGCUCUAUUUAUUUAUUUUUUUGGUUUCUUUUCUUUGGUCUUCCCUCCUUUCCCCCUCCGCCAAAAUGCAGGGGGCAGGAGUGUUGACAAUUAAUUGGUGAACUCUCCUAAAAAAAUGGAGGCAGAGAAAGACUCUGGAAGAAGAUUGCGUGCGAUUGACCGCCAGAGAUACGACGAGAACGAAGACUUGUCGGACGUGGAGGAAAUUGUCAGCGUCCGUGGCUUCAGCCUGGAGGAGAAGCUACGUAGCCAGCUAUACCAGGGGGACUUCGUGCAUGCCAUGGAAGGCAAAGAUUUUAACUAUGAGUACGUACAGAGAGAAGCUCUCAGGGUCCCCCUGGUUUUUCGGGACAAGGAUGGACUAGGGAUCAAGAUGCCAGACCCUGAUUUCACAGUCCGAGACGUCAAACUCCUGGUGGGGAGUCGCCGUUUGGUGGAUGUGAUGGACGUGAACACCCAGAAGGGGACCGAGAUGAGCAUGUCCCAGUUUGUGCGUUACUACGAGACGCCAGAGGCACAGCGGGACAAACUGUACAAUGUCAUCAGCCUCGAGUUUAGCCAUACGAAGCUGGAACAUCUGGUCAAGCGUCCCACUGUGGUGGACCUGGUGGACUGGGUGGACAACAUGUGGCCCCAGCACCUGAAGGAGAAGCAGACGGAAGCCACAAACGCCCUUGCAGAGAUGAAGUACCCCAAAGUGAAGAAGUACUGUCUGAUGAGCGUGAAGGGGUGUUUCACUGACUUCCACAUUGACUUUGGAGGCACCUCCGUGUGGUACCAUGUUUUCCGUGGUGGGAAGAUCUUUUGGCUAAUCCCGCCAACCCUGCACAACUUGGCUCUGUAUGAGGAGUGGGUGCUGUCUGGCAAACAGAGCGACAUCUUUCUGGGAGACCGCGUGGAACGCUGCCAAAGGAUUGAGCUGAAGCAAGGCUACACCUUUUUCAUCCCUUCUGGUUGGAUCCAUGCAGUGUACACACCCGUGGACUCUCUGGUGUUCGGCGGGAACAUCCUGCACAGCUUCAACGUGCCCAUGCAGCUGCGGAUCUACGAGAUCGAGGACAGGACCCGGGUUCAACCCAAGUUCCGUUACCCCUUCUACUAUGAGAUGUGCUGGUAUGUCUUGGAGAGAUAUGUGUACUGUGUGACCCAGCGCUCCUACCUCACUCAGGAAUACCAGAGAGAAUUAAUGCUGAUUGAUGCCCCAAGAAAAAACAGCGUAGACGGCUUCUCAUCCGAUUCCUGGCUAGAGAUGGAGGAGGAGUCCUGUGAGCAACAACCCCAGGAGGAGGAGGACAAAGAGGAGGAAGGGGAUGGUGCAGAUAAAACACCCAAGCCACCCACUGACGGCCCCACCUCACCCACCAGCACCCUGUCGGAAGACCAGGACAGCACAGGGAAGAAGCACAAAGCCCCUGCCAUGCGAUUCCUCAAGAGGACUUUGUCCAAUGAGUCAGAGGAAAGUGUCAAGUCCACAGCGAUGCCCAUAGACUACCCCAAGACGCCCACAGGCUCCCCGGCCACUGAGGUCUCUACCAAGUGGACUCACCUUACUGAAUUUGAACUGAAGGGCUUGAAAGCCCUGGUUGAAAAGCUGGAGUCUCUUCCAGAGAAUAAGAAGUGUGUCCCUGAGGGAAUCGAAGACCCCCAGGCCCUCCUGGAAGGCGUAAAGAAUGUACUGAAGGAACAUGUGGAUGACGACCCCAGCCUGGCCAUCACCGGGGUCCCCGUGGUCAGUUGGCCAAAGAAAACUCCAAAGGCAAACAGAAGAGCAGAGAGGACCGAGGCCCCAAUUCCUUCUGAGGCCGACAGGCCUGCCGGCUCUGGGCUGGGGGGCCUCUGGACUCGAGGGCAUCAGAUCCCGAUCUCCGAGCGCACGCAGAUCCUGCUGCAGGAGACCUGGGAACCCGUGCCUGGCGUUGCAUGUAGGGUGGUCUCCCGUGGCCAUUGGACCGGGGACUCACGAGACUCCCCGAGGGACCACACAAAAGACCCCACCCCAAGACGGGUGUGCAUUUCCUGUGGCAGCCGCGGCAGCGGCAGCGGCGCCGUGCAAGCCACCUAUGUGUAUCCCGCAGCGCGCGCGGACCCGUUCGGGCGGGGCGCGGGGCACGCCCCCACGCAGCCCCAGUCCCCCGUGCUACGCGCCCCACGGCCGCCCUCCACGGGUCCGCCCCCGUGUCACCACAGGCCGGGCUCCCUUUGUGUGCGGGCCGAGCACCGCGGCCGCGUCAUUGGCCCGCCCGCCCGGGGGGCCAGCCCCUUCCUGGCUCGCCUCAUGCAUAUGCAUGAACACCGGCCCCGCCCCGCCCCCUCCCGCGCGGGCGUGCGAGGCGCGCGGUGGCGGCGGCUCCCUCCUCGCCGCGCGGGAGCCCGAGCGCUAGCCAGGCCAGUGCUGCCCCACACCGCCGUGUGCCUUGUGUGUGGCGAGGCAGGGAAGGAGGACACAGUGGAAGAGGAAGAAGGCAAGUUUAACCUCAUGCUCAUGGAGUGCUCCAUCUGCAACGAGAUCAUCCACCCUGGAUGCCUUAAGAUUAAGGAAUCGGAGGGUGUGGUCAACGAUGAGCUUCCUAACUGCUGGGAGUGUCCGAAGUGUAACCAUGCCGGCAAGACCGGGAAACAAAAGCGUGGCCCUGGCUUUAAGUAUGCCUCCAACCUGCCUGGCUCCUUGCUCAAGGAGCAGAAGAUGAACCGGGACAACAAGGAAGGGCCAGAGCCUGCCAAGCGGAGAAGUGAGUGUGAAGAGGCUCCCCGUCGCAGGUCAGACGAGCACCCCAAGAAGGUGCCUGCAGACGGCAUCCUCCGCCGAAAGUCUGAUGAUGUGCACCUGAGGAGGAAGCGGAAAUAUGAGAAGCCCCAAGAGCUGAGUGGACGGAAGCGAGCCUCGACGCUUCAAACGUCCCCGGGUUCCUCCUCUCACCUCUCGCCGAGGCCCCCUCUAGGCAGCAGUCUCAGCCCUUGGUGGAGAUCCAGUCUCACUUACUUCCAGCAGCAGCUAAAACCUGGCAAAGAAGAUAAGCUUUUCAGGAAAAAGCGGAGAUCCUGGAAGAACGCUGAGGAUCGUCUGUCACUGGCCAACAAGCCCCUUCGGCGCUUCAAGCAGGAACCAGAGGACGAUCUGCCUGAGGCGCCUCCUAAGACCCGGGAGAGUGAUCAGUCACGUUCCAGCUCACCCACUGCUGGGCCCAGCACUGAGGGAGCUGAAGGCCCAGAGGAGAAGAAAAAGGUGAAGAUGCGCCGGAAACGGCGGCUUCCUAACAAGGAGUUGAGCAAAGAGCUAAGCAAGGAGCUCAACCACGAGAUCCAAAAGACAGAGAGUACCUUGGCCCACGAGAACCACCAGCCCAUCAAGUCAGAGCCCGAGAGUGAGAACGAGGAGCCAAAGAGGCCCAUAAGCCACUGCGAGCGCCCCCACCGGUUCAGCAAAGGGCUCAACGGCACUCCCCGGGAGCUGCGGCACUCACUGGGACCUGGCCUACGCAGCCCACCUCGUGUUAUCUCCCGGCCCCCGCCCUCUGCAUCCCCACCCAAGUGCAUCCAGAUGGAGCGUCACGUGAUCCGGCCACCACCCAUCAGCCCCCCACCUGACUCGCUGCCCCUGGAUGAUGGAGCAGCCCAUGUCAUGCAUAGGGAGGUGUGGAUGGCAGUCUUCAGCUACCUCAGCCACCAAGACCUAUGUGUCUGCAUGCGGGUCUGCAGGACCUGGAACCGCUGGUGCUGCGAUAAGCGGUUGUGGACCCGCAUCGACCUGAACCACUGCAGGUCCAUUACACCCCUGAUGCUGAGUGGCAUCAUCCGGCGACAGCCUGUCUCCCUUGACCUCAGCUGGACCAAUAUCUCCAAGAAGCAGCUGAGUUGGCUCAUCAACCGGUUGCCUGGGCUCCGAGACUUGGUGCUGUCAGGCUGCUCAUGGAUUGCUGUCUCAGCCCUCUGUAGCUCCAGUUGUCCAUUGCUCCGGACCCUGGAUGUCCAGUGGGUAGAAGGACUAAAGGAUGCCCAGAUGCGGGAUCUCCUGUCUCCACCCACGGACAACAGGCCAGGUCAGAUGGACAAUCGGAGCAAGCUCCGGAACGUUGUGGAACUGCGCCUGGCUGGCCUGGACAUCACGGACGUCUCCCUGCGGCUCAUCAUUCGCCACAUGCCCCUGCUCUCCAGGCUCCAGCUCAGCUACUGUAACCACGUCACCGACCAGUCCAUCAACCUGCUCACCGCCGUCGGCACAACCACCCGAGACUCUCUGACAGAGAUCAACCUAUCAGACUGCAAUAAGGUCACUGACCAGUGCCUGUCCUUCUUCAAACGCUGUGGAAAUAUCUGUCAUAUUGACCUGAGGUACUGCAAGCAAGUCACCAAGGAAGGCUGUGAGCAGUUCAUAGCUGAAAUGUCUGUGAGUGUCCAAUUUGGGCAAGUGGAAGAGAAACUCCUACAAAAACUAAGUUAGUUACAGGACAAAUAUGUAAAUAUGGAGGGUUGGGGGUAAUACAGCCAGGGAAGGGGAAAGACUGCAAAAACAAGUGGGCCUAUAUUUCCCUUUGGAAUUUGAAACAAGAGACUACAGGACACAGUUCUGUUUUGCAAGUCUUGCCAAGGGAGAAGCCGUUCAACCAGCCAUUUGGGGAUGAGUGAGCCAGAUGUUUUCCUUUGCUCUUUCUGCAUCGUAACUGCACUGCUUUCUGGACCAUUUCUAAGGCGGCCUUUAGAAGACAUUCCAAUUGGAAAGGAGGAUGAGCUUUGGAAAAAUCUUUAGAAGCCUAAGCUUAGUGUUUUUAUCAAUAGUUUUUGUUUGGGGCACCUUGUUCCUUGCAAUGCUGAGGCUUCUGGUGUCAACAAGGAGUGGACCACACACCAUCUGCAGCCGUCGUGACACAUUCUGUUUAGUUGGUUUUGUUACAUCUUACAUUAUGCAGAACUAUUUUUGUAUAAAUUGUUUAAAAAUUAUUUAUGCAAGAUUUGAAUGCAUACCAGUGUUUUUAUUAUUUAGAUUGCCAACUGUCCUUCAGGUAGGGGAGUUAACCUGUACUUCGUCAACAUAAAAAGCCCAUCUCCAGAUGUGCCCAGGUGUGACAGGGGGCUAUGACCUUCCACUUAAAAAAAGCAUGUUUAACUGGAUGCUGAGAGCCUACUGUGUAUGUCAAGAAGUUACACAAGCAUGUUGUGGAUAUGUGUAAAGUAUAGUCCAGGUAAACCACUUUGCCAAGUUUCAAUAGAAUUCACCUCUUCCUCAAAAUUUUACAAUACAGACGUCAGCCUUUACACUCAGGAGGGUUUUGCUCCAAGCAUGAGCUCUUGUAUUCUAUUUACAUAGAUCUAAUUUGUACCACGAAUCAAGUAGAAUAAAUGUGCCCACACCCUUUCCUUUGUCCCCCUCCUCUCAAGUGUUCAGUUCUCACUUAAGUUGUGGUAAGCUGGCUAUUUUCUAGUUGUCAAGUUCUGCAUCCAUGUGUGCCAUUGUUGUUUGAUGGUGUUUCCUAACCUUUCCUUGAUGCAGUUUUACCUUUGUUGGAUUUAUAUAAACAGUUGCA